Molecule: messenger RNA, 1629 nt
Organism: Prorocentrum cordatum
Lineage: Eukaryota; Dinophyceae; Prorocentrales; Prorocentraceae
Source: the annotation of a GenBank genome assembly
AUGGCCGAGCUGGCCGAGAGGCUGCGAGCCCGGCGGCACCUGGAGCAGGCCGCGCCGCGGGGCGCGGCGCCGGAGUCCGAGAUGGAGACCGAACGCGAGCUUUAUCAGUGGGGGAGGGCGAUCCGUCAGCGGCAGCGUCAGAUCAUUCAGGCGCUGAGUGGCGAGACCGAGCCAUUGCGAGAUCAGCUCAGCCCGGAGCGGAAGCUGCGCGAGCGGCGCUCGGUGGUGGAUUCCAAGGGCACGCUCUUCCACGGCGACUCGGCGGCCAGCGCGGGCGAGGGCCCGAAGCGAGAAGCGGAGCCGUCGAUCGACCAGUGGGGGCGCGUGUCCUCGUCCGCGCCCCGGCCCCCUCGCGGCGGCGGCGAAGCCGUCACGGCAGUGAGCAGCGCCAGCGGGCGGCCCUUUGCCAGCGGCCGGCUGGCGGCCGCGGCAUCCGCAGUGACGCGCGAGCCCACCGGGCCGCAUAGCAACGUGGGGUCGGAGCUGAUGCGGAAGCUGCAGGCCCGCCGCGGCGUCGUGGACUCUGAGGGCAGCGCCUGGCAGAAGCUGCCCGAGCCGCAGCCUGUGGUCAGCAGGACCACGUCCGAGCAGACGCAGCCGGCGGUCAGCAGGAACGUGUCCGGCGACGCCGAGAGUUCACCCCGACCCCGCGGCGACCCGACGGCGCAGCCGGUGGCCAGCAGGACGGGGGCGCCCACUGCGCCUGCAGGGGCGGGCGGCGGCGGUGAGCUGGCGGCGGCCCUGCAGAAGCGGCGCUGCGCCAUGGAGGAGCCGCCCUCGCCCGAGCCGGCCCGGGAAGCAGAGGGCCCGGGCCCUCGCCGCGUGCCCGCCCGGCGCCCGUGCCAAUCUCAGGCGCUGCCGGCCGGAGGCGCGCAAGGCCUGCCUCUGCCGUGGGAGCGGCUCAGGCGCGGGGCCCUGACCUGGGCCUGCGAGUUCUGGGCGCCGAGGGCGCUGCUGCCGCCCCCCGAGGAGGGGGAGUGCCGGCCUGGGGUGCUCUGCCUGUCCGGCGAGGGCGAGGUGUUCGUCUGCGCGCCCGCGCCCGCGCCCGCGGGCGCUCCGGAGCAGGAGGACUACGCUUGCUUGCUCGUCUCGUUCAAGGCGCAGCUCUUGCUGUCCGUCUGCCGGUGGUCGGGGUCGCCCCACACCGUCGGGCUUUGCACGAAGGGCGCCGCGGACGAGGGCCCCCGCUCGGUGUUCGGCGGCCCCGCCGACCAGACCGCCCUGGUGGCGCGCCUCGAGUCCGAGGGGGAGGCGGCGGCCUUUCUCGCCGCCCUGGGAGGCCUGCUGCCCUGGCUCUCGGUGGCGUUCCUCGACGCGGAGCGCCCAGGGUCCGAGCUGGCGGCCUUGCCGCUGUUCACGGAGGCCUCGACGGUGGCCCCCGGCUCCGAGCGCGGGGACGUGGACGCGGACGCAGAGGCCUCCGACUCGGAGGAGGAGCUGAGCUGGCACGCAUGGAGCCAGAGCGGCCCUUGGGAGCUCCCGGGAGGCCGUGCUCCCUCCGAGCCAGAAGAGCCUCCCGGUGCGCCAGUGGAGAAGAUGGACGCGAAUGAUUUCUUGGAGGAGCUGGACAGGAAGCUGGACACGCAGGCCUUCCUGGAAGAGCUGGACCGCCUCGCCGGCUUCGCGUGA